UUUAGCGAUUUGGCUAAUCGAAAGUUGGGAUUUCUUUAUACAGUUGAUUGGGAUUGCGUUGAUUACGCAGUUUGCUAGAAUUUUGUAAAUUCGACGAAGCUUAUCUAGUUCAAUGGAUCAAGUUCGAGUACAAACAGAACAGCUACGUAUUGAAGCACAAGUUUCACGGAAGAAAGUAUCAGAGGUUUCCAAAGAUUUAAUAGAAUAUUGCGAACGAGAGAAGCCGCAUGAUAUGCUCGUCAGUGGACCUAUCGAUAAUCACAAUCCAUUUCAGGAGAAGAAAUCUUGUGCUGUACUUUAGUUAUUU
Loa loa (African eye worm) is the source of this 307-nucleotide messenger RNA. RefSeq lists its product as hypothetical. The record is from RefSeq and is a predicted model, not a curated record. Bases 113 to 301 code for a protein of 62 amino acids. Gene Ontology annotation, molecular function: G-protein beta-subunit binding. Lineage: Eukaryota; Metazoa; Nematoda; Chromadorea; Rhabditida; Onchocercidae. Gene Ontology annotation, cellular component: heterotrimeric G-protein complex. The transcript has 2 exons. Gene Ontology annotation, biological process: G protein-coupled receptor signaling pathway.